UACAGUGCCCAGCUAAAGCCGAUUCAUCCUUCUAUAAUUAUAAAGGAACCAAUAGUAUUGUUCUUCUAGCCAUAUGUGAUGGCAAUUAUAUGUAUACAUUUAUAGAUAUAGGAGCUUAUGGAAGAAGGAGCGAUGGGGGAAUUUUUAAGGAGUCAGAAAUGGGCCAAAAAUUUGAAAGUGGUGAAAUGAAACUUCCACCACCUGCAUCUCCAUAUGGAUCCGAUGCAACUCUUCCAUAUUGCAUCGUUGGUGACGAAGCUUUUCCUCUCAAACCCUAUUUAAUGAGACCGUAUCUAGGCAAGACAAGGGUUGAACACGAUAGACGAGUAUUUAAUUAUAGAUUAAGAAGAGCAAGAAGAGUAAUAGAAAACACUUUCGGAAUUAUGGUUAGCAGGUGGAGAAUUUUUAGGAAACCAAUCAUCAUGCCUGUAGAGCACAGCAUGCUCAUUGUUCAAGCAGCAGUAUGUUUACAUAAUUUUUUGAGAUUGUCAGACUUGAAUGAUGAAGAAGAUGUCAAAUAUAUAACGCCUGGUUCUAUUGAUUAUGAGAAUGAAAAUAAUGUACUAAUGCCAGGCUCUUGGAGAGCUGAACCCCAAAAUGGCACUGCUUUUGCAGAAAUAACUAGAUGUGGAAAUAACUCGAGUACCAAAGAGGCAUACGCAAUCAGAGAGAUAUUGAUUUUAAUAAUGAAGGAGCUUUAGAAUGGCAAGAAAAAUAUCUGUAACAACAAUCAGUGCCGUAAAAUAUAAUUUAUUUACUUCAAUUGUAAUAAUGUAAAUAAAAUAUUUAUUUAUUUA
Messenger RNA from Anoplophora glabripennis (Asian longhorned beetle), 797 nucleotides. RefSeq names its product protein ALP1-like. The transcript has a single exon. NCBI's taxonomy places the organism in Eukaryota, Metazoa, Arthropoda, Insecta, Coleoptera, Cerambycidae. The coding region runs from base 90 to 701 and encodes 203 amino acids. The record is from RefSeq and is a predicted model, not a curated record.